Molecule: messenger RNA, 2136 nt
Organism: Danio rerio (zebrafish)
Lineage: Eukaryota; Metazoa; Chordata; Actinopteri; Cypriniformes; Danionidae
Gene: shisa10.1
Product: shisa family member 10, tandem duplicate 1
Cellular component (GO): endoplasmic reticulum membrane; nuclear membrane
Source: RefSeq, marked predicted
GAUUUCCGGUUCAUUCAGCCAUAUUCAUUCCUAUUGUUGUCAACCCAACAUCCUAACCCAUUUGUUAUGUGCCGUUUUAUUACCAAUUUCACGCAAAAACGUUUUGGCUCGUUAUUGUGAUCUAGACGUCACAGUGUCGGGAGUCUUGCGGGCACGAGGUAAACCAGUAAGAUAAGCAGGGCCGGGCUGUUUUCUUCAGGCUGUGGGCGUCUUUUCUUCUCAUAUUACACCAGCCGGACUGAACGCGAGAGAGCAGCGCUAUGGCGUCCACCGUCCCGGUUCUUCUGCUCCUGUUUGCGGGUUUAUUCACGGCGACGCUCGCCGAUGACGACUGCAAGCCCUACAUUACCAGCAGUGGUAAAAUGAGGACGUCCAUUGAUUGUGGAUUUUUACAAUUCUGUUGUGGGAAUUGUGAUAACAGAUACUGCUGCUCUAAUCCACUGAGUAAGUUAACAGAAGAUCAACAAGACGACUGUUUUUUUUCCAAUGAUUUUAAUAAACCCAUCGUUGUCGGAGUGACAAUAACUGGGAUUGUGCUCCUCAUCAUUGUGUUCAUCGUCUGCUGUGUUUGUCCCUGCUGCUGCAUCUACAAAAUGUGCAGAAAACCCAGACCUGUAAUGGGAGCAACAACUACCACAGUCGUAAGCACUCAGUGCAUUCAGCAGCCAGUGGUUCAGGGCGGUCAGUACCCACCAUAUCAGCCCAUUCCACCCCAGUCUGGCUACAGUGGUGCACCAGGUUAUGGAGCGACACCAAUGCCAAAAGCACCUUAUCAGGGUCAUCCGUACGCAGCCGGACCCCCUCCACCAUAUCAGGAAGCUGGAGGCCCGGGAUAUCCUGUUCCCUACAGUCAGGCUGCUUUUGAUGGUGGACAGGCCUCAUAUCCCAUGCAACCACCCGCUCAGCCUGGUUACGGUCAACCAGGUUAUGGUCAACCAGCUUAUGGUCAGCCUGGUUAUCCUCAACAACAUCCACCAACAGACUACAGUGCAACUCAACCAGCCUAUAAUCCCGCGUAUGUGGAGCCACCAAAGCCCGGCUACUAAACCACAAGCUGGAUGGUUCAUUUUGUGCAGUUUCAUGAGCAGGUUCUACUACAAUUGUGAUUGUAUAGCUACUGUGGACAGAAUCCCCCAGUCAGGUUGAAAACGAAAAUGGUGUCUGCUAUCAUUGUAGCUUUAAACUCUGUGUGCCAGCGAUUGCUUUCUUUACACUUCAUUUUAUAUAAAUGUAUUUUUUUUAUCUUUUCCGGCCAUUAUCUGUGACUCCAAGCCAUAUUCUGAUUUUACUUCUACUAAAAAAGGGAAUAUGUUUGUUUUUGAUAAACUGCUAUACGCCUUAAAUCUCGUCAGCUUUGUUUCAUCCUGGGAAUUUGCACAAACUUGACACUUUAUCCGUUGGUUAAUUUGAGCGAUGCCAGCAUGAUUUUUUCACAGUUUACGUACAAUUCAGGUUUCUGCGAAUGUUUGUAGCAGUGUUCUCAUGCAAAGAUUUCCAGAAUAUGCCUUAUUUGAUGCAGCUUAUGCAGCAAGAAAGAAGUGGACACCUUAAAUUACAACAUUCCCCCUGCGUGUUUGGAUUUGAGGAGUAAGAGGAUGCCAUUUUAAAAAUGAGUAUGUUGUAGCGCUGCAAUUGGAAAGAAGACAUUUUAUAAAUUUACCUUAAGAGUUAUUUAAUUGAGGGUCUAAAAAGCUGUGAGGAAAAACAUCUGUUAUUCUAAGCCAAAUGUGAAAGUUGCUUUUGACAACUAAUAUAUAUAUAUAUAUAUAUAUAUAUAUAUAUAUAUAUAUAUAUAUAUAUAUAUAUAUAUAUAUAUAUAUAAUACAGUAUAUAUAUAUAUAUAUAUAAUACAGUAUAUAUAUAUAUAUAAAUAAAUCACUCCAGGUCAUAAAAAGGUGAAAUUUUAAGGUGUUGUUCAACUGUUGGAUAGCUCUCUGGCGACACACUGUGUUAAAGAUCAUUUAUAUCACUCUGUACAAUCUUGCAUAUAUUUCUAUUGAGUUAUGUUUUAGAGAUGUGCUCGUUUAGUUAUUAACUGUACUAAUGUUACUUACUAAUCAGUGUUUUGUUCAAACGUUUGUAUUCAAGCAUCUCCAUGUUUGCAACUCAUGGCAAAUAAAUAGAAAUUGUGCUGGA